UCACAGUACUGUGUUCCCCUAAUCUACUUACAUAAACACAAACCUGACUUCAACAACUCUCCUCGUCCAAGUAAUCAGUAUCCCAAAUAUUCAUAAAAAAAGCAUUUUGCACAGUUAGAAUCUUGGCUUGUGAUUUCAAGUAUAAAAUUCACAGUAGAAGCCUUUUGAAGAGGUGAUAGUGACAUAUUUGUACAGAAAUAAUAGGUUUCGUACUAUACUAAAGGGGUUUUAAUUGCUUAGUAACCCUUGUUGAGAGCCCGUUAGUUUGGAUUUUUAUUUUCUUUUCAAUUUUUAAUCAACGACUUACUCAGUUGCUUUCUUUUUUGCUUUCCACUAUGCAAGUAACCGUACCAGCACCUGGAGCUGCCUCUGCUUCUGCUUCAAAGGACGAAAAUCGUAACGUUUUGCCAAAAAACGUCAAGCCAAUCCAUUAUGACCUCAGUCUCUACCCAGACUUGGAGACGUUUGCUUACGGCGGUAACGUCGCAGUCUCCUUGGAUGUAAUCGAGGAUUCUGACACGAUUACCUUGCACGGUAUUAAUCUACGCAUUCUGAGCGCUGCUUUGGAAUGGGGAAAUCAAACCAUUUGGACGAAUAACAUCACCUAUAAAGAUGAACGCAUUAUCCUUCAAUUCUCAUCUAUUGUGCCAGCAAAUGCUGUUGCGGUCUUGAAGCUUGCUUUCACUGGUGUCAUCUCCAAGGGUAUGGAAGGUUUCUAUCGUUCUAGUUACGUAGACGCCGAUGGAAACACCAAAUAUCUUGCUACCACCCAAAUGGAACCUACAAGUGCUCGUCGUGCUUUCCCAUGCUGGGAUGAGCCUGCUCUAAAGGCCACUUUUAGCAUUGACAUCACCGCGAAAUCCAACUAUACUAUUCUAAGCAAUAUGAAUAUUACUGAAGAAGUCGUCAAGGAUGACAUGAAAACUGCUCGUUUUGCUAAGACUUGUCGCAUGUCUACUUAUUUAUUGGCGUGGAUCGUUGCUGAACUUGAAUAUGUCGAGUGCUUUACUCCUGGUAAACACUGCCCUCGUUUGCCUGUUCGUGUCUACACUACUCCCGGUUUCGCCAACCAGGGCAAGUUUGCCGCUGAUUUAGGUGCUAAGACGUUAGACUUUUUUUCUGGUGUCUUCGACGAACCAUACCCCUUACCCAAGUGCGACAUGGUAGCUAUUCCCGAUUUCGAGGCUGGUGCCAUGGAAAACUGGGGUCUCGUUACUUACCGUCUCUCUGCUGUCUUGGUUUCUGAAGAUUCUGCUGCCACCGUCAUUGAGCGCGUUGCCGAAGUUGUUCAACACGAGUUGGCUCACCAAUGGUUUGGCAAUUUGGUGACCAUGCAGUUUUGGGACGGCUUAUGGCUCAACGAAGGCUUCGCUACUUGGAUGUCUUGGUUUAGCUGCCACAAUUUCUAUCCUGAAUGGAAGGUCUGGGAAUCAUAUGUCACCGACAAUCUUCAAUCCGCUCUCGCUUUGGAUGCUCUUCGCUCUAGUCAUCCCAUUGAAGUUCCCAUCAUGCACGAAUAUGAAAUUAACCAAAUUUUCGAUGCCAUUUCUUACUCCAAGGGUUCUUGCGUCAUUCGUAUGAUUAGUAAGUAUGUUGGAGAGGAUGUUUUCAUCAAAGGCAUCCAAAGAUACAUCUCCAAACAUCGCUACAAUAACACCGUCACCGAAGAUUUGUGGGGUGCCUUAUCUGAAGAAUCUGGUCAAGAUAUUUCUACCAUGAUGAAUUGCUGGACCAAAUAUACCGGUUAUCCUGUACUUAGCGUCUCAGAAACCAAAGAAGGAAAACUCCGCAUUGAGCAACAUCGAUUCUUAUCUACCGGUGAUGUUAGCCCUGAAGAGGACAAGACACUUUACUGGGUUCCCUUGAAGUUAAAGACUCUCAAGGACGGAAAGCCCACUGUGGAUGAGAAGGUUGUCUUGACAGAAAGAUCUGUUGAGCUUCCCAUUUCUCAAGAAUCUCAUGACGCUUACAAGCUCAAUUCAGAACAAUCUGGUAUCUAUCGUGUACAAUACACCGCUGAUCACUUGAAGAAACUUGCUAAGGUCGCCGUUGAAAAGCCAGAAUUUCUUAGUGUCGAAGACCGUGCUGGUUUGAUCGCUGAUGUUGCCUCCUUGUCCAGAGCUGGCUAUGGUCAUGUUAGCAGCACUCUCGAUUUGGCCAAGACUUGGAAAGAAGAACCAAGCUUUGUUGUAUUUACUGAAAUUUUAGCUCGUCUCAACGGUAUAAAGUCUACUUUGCGCUUUGAAAAGCCUGAAAUUGUUGAUGCUUUGAAAAAAUUCAUUUUGGAAAUCUCUUCCGCCAAGGCACACAAACUUGGAUGGACAUUCGACAGCUCAGAUGAUCAUAUUAGUCGCCAGUUUAAGAGCUCAGUCUUUGGCUUUGCCGGUGUCAACGGUGACGAGAAGGUUGUCUCUGACGCUCUCAAAAUGUUUGAAGCAUACGCUGCAGGAGAUCAAAAAGCUAUCAACGACAAUCUCCGCUCUUCUGUUUUCAUUAUUGCAGUCCGCCAUGGUGAGCCUAAGUGUUGGGACCAAUUGUUGGACAUAUACAAGAAGUCAAAUGACCCGUAUGUUCGCACUAAUUGCCUUAGAGCCUUUGGUUACACUGAAAACGAUGCAUACAUUGAGAAGACUCUCAAACUUGCUUUGGAUCCUAUUGUUAAAGAUCAAGAUUUGUACUUGGUUUUGUCAAGCUUGUCUGGACACAAGCGAGGUGUCCUCGCUAUGUGGAAAUUCGCAACGAGCCAUUGGGAUCAACUAUUGAAGCGACUUCCCAUUGCCGGUACCAUGCGUGGUCAUAUCGUUCGAAUCAUUACCGCAGGAUUUACUCAUAAGUCAGAUAUCGACACCAUUAAAAAGUUCUUUGCUGACCAAGAUAUCAAGCUGUAUGAACGUGCUCUUCAACAGUCUUUGGACAGCAUCUCAUCCAGCUCUAGCUUCAUUGAGAAGUCCUUGAACGACAUUAUUGAAUGGCUUAAGACGAACAAGUACCUUUAGUUCGAAGUCUGAUAAGCAAGCGAUAAUUAAAUACAAUUUUUACGAAAUAUGAAAAAUUGAUAGACAGAAAUGACUUAUUUCACUAUAAAUAAACGUUUUCUUACGGCACUUUUAGGUAAAUCAUGCUUUCACCUCCUACUUCUAAAACCUUACCGUUCACACAAACUUUCAGC
This is a messenger RNA of Schizosaccharomyces cryophilus OY26, 3169 nucleotides long. Its product is annotated as aminopeptidase Ape2. Gene Ontology annotation, cellular component: cytoplasm. Lineage: Eukaryota; Fungi; Ascomycota; Schizosaccharomycetes; Schizosaccharomycetales; Schizosaccharomycetaceae. The transcript has a single exon. Gene Ontology annotation, molecular function: peptide binding; zinc ion binding; metalloaminopeptidase activity. Gene Ontology annotation, biological process: peptide catabolic process; proteolysis. The record is from RefSeq and is a predicted model, not a curated record. The coding region runs from base 336 to 2996 and encodes 886 amino acids.